Molecule: messenger RNA, 600 nt
Organism: Cryptosporidium muris RN66
Lineage: Eukaryota; Apicomplexa; Conoidasida; Eucoccidiorida; Cryptosporidiidae
Product: RNA methyltransferase, TrmH family protein
Exons: 1
Coding region: 1-600 (199 amino acids)
Biological process (GO): RNA processing
Molecular function (GO): RNA methyltransferase activity; RNA binding
Source: RefSeq, a predicted model, not a curated record
AUGUCAAAUAUGGAUAAUAAAAAAAGUGAAGACUUUAAAUUUUAUUUAAUAUUAAUGAAUAUUAGUAAGAGACAAAAUUUUGGGGCUCUAUUGCGAAGUGCUUGUGGCUUUGGUGUAUCUGAAGUACUUGCUGUAGGGAAAAGAAAACUUAGGACUUUUGGUAACAAGGGGACUCUACCUUAUAUUAGCUUAACAUACUAUGAUACUCUAGAAGAAGUAGUAGAAAUAGUUCAUGCUGAAGAAAUGGAUAUUGUGGGUAUUGAGAUUAAUGAGAACUCUUUACCAGUUUACCCACAUCCAUUUAGACGCUCUACAGCAUUUAUACUUGGGAAUGAGGGUACUGGUCUAAGCCAAAGACAAAUAGAUAUAUGCGAUUAUCUUGUCUAUAUUCCAAUGUAUGGUUCUGGUACUGCAUCAUUAAAUGUAGCUAUAGCAGGUUCUAUUUUAUUUCAUCACUUUGCUUUGUGGGCCAAAUUUGACGAGUCUCAUCGUACUGGUCAGAAGUACACUUUAGGUGAAUACUUAGAUAAGAAAUCUGGACAGUAUAUACAUGGAAAAUUGAGGCAUUAUCUAAAUCCUUCACCAUUUGGUAAGUUUUGA